CACACACGCGUAGACUGGAGCUUCCCGGCGGCUGGAUGAUGCCACGAUGGGGAGAGUGAAGACGACCAGCGUCACCUCCAUCAGCCGUCGUCUGCUUUCUCCCCCCCGGUGAGGAGCCUCCUCCUCGGGCGGUCUUCGUGGAUCUCUCGCCGCGGUGCUCCUUGGCGGUCAUUGUAGUCCCCACCCCUCCAAAAAAAAAAGCGAGUGUUUUGUUCUUUCUAUAUUUUUGUGGAGGUGCGGGGUGAAGUUCGGGCGAUGCUGUUAUGGCCACCUCCCGGGCUGCAAAGUGUGCGAAGAGUGAGAAGUUGGACGAAGCGCAGGCUUUGGCCAAAAGCUGCGCGGGUCGACCCGACUUCCUGCCUUGUGACGGACUCUCCAUCUGCGCCACACACAGCCAUGGGAAGUGCUUCAAGCUGCACUGGUGCUGCCACCUGGGAUGGUGCCAUUGCAAGUACGUGUACCAGCCCAUGACCAACGUGUGCCAGCUGCCCAGCACAGCGGUGCCCCCUGCUGACGCGGAGUACAGCGGCACCAUGGACCUGUCCGUCUCCCUGGCCGAGCGCUUCCUUAAGCUGGCGCCCUGCUUCCGCUCGCCGCCUCACCUGGAGUCGCCAAAGUACUGCGUCAUCGCCGACCUGUUUGUGGACGACUACGUGGUCAAACGCAUCAACGGCAAGAUGUGCUACGUGCAGCGACCCGUGCCAGCGCUACCUGAACCUCCUCAACCUGCUGCUCCUCUCAGACCUGCUCCAGCCACACCUCAGAGGCCUCGAAAUCCUCCUCAGCCACGGCCCACCGUCAAGCCCACGCCGCCGGCCCGGCACACGCCGACGCCUCCAUCGGGCCGCCGGGUGCACAGUGAACAUAAACACCCCUCCCCACUGGACAAGAUAAAGGGGUCCAAAAUGGACCACUGCUCCUCGCCGUCCAGCUCCGAGGACUCUGGCAUCAACGCGCUGGGUCUGCACUGUAUGGAGUCCUGUGAGGAAGAAAGUGAGGAGGAGGAGGAGGAGGGGGAGGAGGAUGACGAGUUGAGCACAGAUGAAAACUCCAGUCCUGGCAGCCCGUGGGAUCGAGACGACAGCGCUGUCCUGUCUCCCUCCAAGUCUAUGAUCGAGAUCAUUGAAAAGAUCGAAACAACUGUCUAGCUAACCCGGCGCGACAUCGUGGCAUCAAGAACAGCGCCAAAGGAUUUCGUAGGAAAUGAAGCAAACACGGUCUUGGGAUGGUCUUCGUCUUCUUCUUCUGCAAGAGGUCACCUGCACUUCACAUCCUCUUCUCACGUUCCCUGCAUGGAGUCUAGUCCUACCACUACGGUCUACAAUACAGGACGCACAGAAAGGUGAAGCACAGCGUUCAGAGAGCACGCCAAACUGCACACCACGGAAAGCUCUUUUCUAUUUUUAAGGACACUAUUUCCACAUUCACCCAUUCACACACACAUUCACACAUUGAUGGCGGGAGCUGCCACGCAAGGCCCUGACCACGACCCAUCAGGAGCAAGGGUGAAGUGUCUUAAUCAAGGACACAACGGAUGUGACGAGGUUGGUAGUAGGUGGGGGUCGAACCAGGAACCCUCAGGUUGCUGCGUCCCCCGUAUUCAUUAAUAUUAUUAUUAUUUUUGUUAUAGAGGUGAAAAAAGGAGAAAGGUAUUGAUAUUCACUGCAGAGCCACACUGAAAAGAAAACGUAGCAUAAAACUACAUAAAUACAGACAGUCCCUUAUUUUACAAGAAUAAAAAGCGGUUUUUACCCAGCAAAAAAGAUGGAUUUAAAAAAAAAAAAAAAAAAAGUAAGUCACUUUAACAAGUAAAACUCACUAUUCCCACAUUUUCAAGACUUUUUCUUUCGCAGAAAUAAAAUUACUACCUGUUUCCUAUUGCAACUUUUUUUCUUGUCAGAUUCAAAUGCUAUUCUCAAUGUUUUAUGACUCAUAACAGCGUAUUUUUUUUCUUUCUUGACAUAACUUUGUUUCAUUAAUAUUAUUAUUAUUUUUGUUAUAGAGAGGUGAAAAGAGGAGAAAGGUAUUGAUUAGGGAUGUCUGAUAAUGGCUUUUUGCCGAUAUCCGAUAUUCCGAUAUUGUCUAACUCUUUAAUUACCGAUACCGAUAUCAACCGAUAUAUACAGUCGUGGAAUUAACACAUUAUUAUGCCUAAUUUGGACAACCAGGUAUGGUGAAGAUAAGGUACUUUUAAAAAAAAAUGUAUAAAAUAAAAUAAGAUAAAUAAAUUAAAAACAUUUUCUUGAAUAAAAAAGAAAGUAAAACAAUAUAAAAACAGUUACAUUGAAACUAGUAAUUAAUGAAAAUGAGUAAAAUUAACUGUUAAAUGUUAGUACUAUUAGUGGACCAGCAGCACGCACAAUCAUGUGUGCUUACGGACUGUAUCCCUUGCAGACUGUAUUGAUAUAUAUUGAUGUAUAAUGUAGGAACCAGAAUAUUAAUAACAGAAAGAAACAACCCUUUUGUGUAAAUUAGUGUAAAUGGGGGAGGGAGGUUUUUGGGUUGGUGCACUAAUUGUAAGUGUAUCUUUUUAAUGAUGUCUGCUGGUGAUGUGCCUCUGCAUUUUUUCAACGCAAAAAAUGUGCCUUGGCUCAAAAAAGGUUGAAAAACACCGCAAUACGGGAUUAUUCAGAAUGGAAAUGUGCUGUCUCUGUUUUGUCUGCGUUGAGGUACUCGAUGUCUCUCCUUGGCUGUCAGCAGGCAGGGUCUGGAAACAAACUGCUGAUGCGAGGCAACUCGCAAUGGAAGAUUACAAGCUGUGUGCCUUUGCACAGAUAGAAAAGUCAGCACAACUGAUAAUAACUGUAGCAACGGCCUUUAAGCAUAAGAGUUGUGUGAUAACUUAUACAUAAUUAAUUAAUAAUUUCCCUUAAAAAAUGACACGUAUAUCCUCAAAGUCUUGCCUUUCUUCUGUAAUAUUUCCUUCUAACGUUUUGUAAAUGUGUAAUUGUAUUCUCGCCAGCAAUCUCAUUAUUUACUUUUCUUGUCAGUGUGGCUCUAAUUGACCUCCAUCGAGAAGCUUGACUAAACCCCCAACCCCGGCAGUUGUUACAAUUGUGGCGACAAGCUUUCCAAGGAGUGAAAGUUUGGUUUCCUUGAUGAAAAUCAACAGUUUUGCUCGUCAUCCAGCUGUCAUAAGACACCAUAGUGUUAAUUUCUUCUUGCAGCCCACACGGAUAUAAAAAAAAGUCCAUAUUGUAAUGCCAAGGCCAGCCACCUCUUAUAGGGGAAAAGUACACGAAGCCUUUGAAAGCAGUGUUGGUCUGCACUUUACUGACGCAGACACAGCAGUGGUUUAGGUCCGUGUUCGACAAUCAAGGAUUAAACACAAGCACAUUCCUACGCUGUGCCUGCCAGUGAGAAUGAUUUUCUUCUUCAAAAAAAAAUGGUUGUCUACUGUGCUCCCCAAGCCUUUAAUGGUUUUGAACAAAGCGAGACUUGCAAUGACCUCCAUUAGCCACCAAGAAAUGAAACAGCAUGGGCGUGUCUCAGUGGGCCCUGCCAAGACCGAAGGACAGGACACUUCUGCAAACAUAGAAAGUUAGAUUGGGAAUUCAAAUUAUGUUUAGAGAGAAUUGUAUGGCCUUGUCUGCUUUUGAUGGUGGGAAUGGUACGUAGGCCAAGCUAGACUGGUGUGUCACGUUUCUUUUGUGCGUUCAAAGAGGAUUAGGAUUGUGAAUAUAGGCGGUUUCAAAUUAUUAUUCAAUCUAAUGGCAUCAAAAACGUAGUUUGCAUGUCUAUAUUUACCUGCAAAAUACCAAAUGGACUAAAUGUAGUGUUCAGAAUGUUCAAGGAGAAGAGGAUAAAAGGCUUUUCUAGCAUUAACCUUAUAUAGAACACAGUCCUCUUUAAAUGGACUUUCAUGUUUUAUGUUCUAUUGAUGCCUAUAUUAUUUUCUUAUGAAUAAAUACUAAUGAAACUGCA
Molecule: messenger RNA, 3924 nt
Organism: Nerophis lumbriciformis (worm pipefish)
Lineage: Eukaryota; Metazoa; Chordata; Actinopteri; Syngnathiformes; Syngnathidae
Product: UPF0524 protein C3orf70 homolog B
Biological process (GO): nervous system development
Source: RefSeq, a predicted model, not a curated record